This is a messenger RNA of Enterobius vermicularis (human pinworm), 1509 nucleotides long. The record is from the annotation of a GenBank genome assembly. Lineage: Eukaryota; Metazoa; Nematoda; Chromadorea; Rhabditida; Oxyuridae.
AUGAAAAUCGUAGUAAUUGGAGCAGCACCAGUGGGUAUUGGAGUUGCAUAUCGUUUAAACGAUUUACAAAAGAGUGGAGAAGCUUCAGCCAACAUCAAGCUGACAGUUCUUGAGAAAGAAGCACGUCCAGGUGGACUGUCUAGCUCGGUAGUCGACGAAAAAGGUUUUACCUGGGAUUUUGGUGGACAUAUAACAUUUAGCGACAAAGAUUCUGCUUAUUACGACAAAGCGAUGGAAAGCUCAUAUAAAGAUUGGAAUAAAAUUGCCCGAAAUUGUCAGGUAGAUAUAAGCUAUAUGUACGAAGAAGAAGGAAUUCGGCUUGUUCCAUACCCGGCUCAGUUUGCAAUCCCAUUUUUUCCCAAACAGAUCAAAGAAGCAUGUACGAAAGAUCUCCGGCAACGAUACGACGUUAUUCAACAGAUGUAUAAUGAAUUACAGAAAAAUGAUAUCAUACCGGAAGAUUUUGAACAGUGGGUUUACAAACAUCUCGGGCCGACAAUUCGAGACGUAUUUUUCAAGCCUUAUUCUAGAAAGGUAUGGACCGUAGAGUUGGAAAAAAUGAAUCCAGAUUGGGUUGGGACUCGAGUAGCAAUGCUUCCGCGAGAAAAAUUUGAAGAACUCUGCAGUAUGGGACCGGAGGAAUUAACUGGUGCAGAUUUUGGAUGGGGACCUAAUAAGGAAUUUACUUAUCCUAAAUAUGGAGGUACUGGAGCUGUUUGGAAGAGUGUAACCGACACUUUACCGCAAAGCUGGUUUCACUAUAAUGCCGAAGUAAAAGUUUAUUUAAUGAUUAUUAUUCCGAUUGAAAUUUCUGAGCAAACUGUUACUGGUGUCGAUGCCGUCAAAAAACAGUUGGUUUAUAAACAAACAGAUGGCACGUGUUUGUCGGUCAAAAAGAUUGACUAUGAUGUACUGAUAAGUUCGGCACCAAUCGAGCAACUGGUCCGGUUUACCAGAUUGUGCCCAGAACCUAAACUAUUGCGUAAUAAGGUUUUCAUAGUCGGCGUCGGGAUGACACUUCCAAAACCGAAAUUUGUGGAGCCUUUUACAUGGCUCUAUUUUCCGGAUCCGAAUGUGCCCUUUUAUCGAGUAUCGUUUUUGUCUCGGUACGGUGAAGUGACUCCAGACAAUACAAAGUAUUGGUCUCUUUUAUGUGAAUGUGCCAAAAAAAUUGAAGAUCCAAUAACUGAAGAAGAAAUACGGGAACAGACAAUUAAUGGUCUGGUUACCAAGUCAAUUAUUAACAGGGAACAAAUUGUCAGUGUCUAUUCCACUCUUCUUCCUUACGGUUAUCCAAUUCCAAGUGUAGAGCGAGACAAUGAACUGUACAGAGCGCAUUUGGUGCUGGAAAGACACAACAUCUUUUCACGUGGACGUUUCGGGGGAUGGAAGUACGAAUGUUCUAACCAGGACCACUGUUUCAUUCAAGGCAAAGAAAUUGUUGAUAGAAUAAUUUUCGAUAAACCGGAGAAACUUUAUCAAAUUGGAUUGCCCUUACGGAGUGGUUGA